Melanotaenia boesemani (Boeseman's rainbowfish) is the source of this 3479-nucleotide messenger RNA. Its product is annotated as asparagine-rich zinc finger protein AZF1-like. The coding region runs from base 170 to 1429 and encodes 419 amino acids. NCBI's taxonomy places the organism in Eukaryota, Metazoa, Chordata, Actinopteri, Atheriniformes, Melanotaeniidae. The record is from RefSeq and is a predicted model, not a curated record. Gene Ontology annotation, biological process: regulation of transcription by RNA polymerase II. The transcript is spliced from 4 exons. Gene Ontology annotation, molecular function: DNA-binding transcription factor activity; RNA polymerase II cis-regulatory region sequence-specific DNA binding.
GACACCGAUACCAUAUGCUGUGAUGUGGGAAACCAAAGCUGCUGCUCUUGUUUUCUCUGAAUUACGGUAGUCAGCGUCAUGCUACCGUCUUGUUGUCUUUUGUAAGCUAACACGCAGACCGCGUCGCGUUACUUUACAAAGACCAUUUUCUUUUAAAUCAAAGUGAACCAUGUCCACAAACAUGCCGGUCGGUAGCCUGAAUAUGGAGUCGCAACUUAUGUCGGUGAUGAACGUGUUAGUAAAGGCGGCGGUAGCGGAAAUCAUUCAGCUGUUCUCGGAGAGCACGGACACUCUCCGGCUACAUUUAACCCAGAGCCUGAAAGAAAAUGAAACACUGAGGAUGAGGGUGAAGGUGAUGAGGAGUGAACUCUUCUCCCUCAGGCUUCAAACCAGGACGAACCGACCUGCCAGCCGCUUAUCUUCCUUCAGAGGCAACCUUCCCAAACCACGAGCUAAACCACAAGUUCUCAUUAAACCACCUGAAAGAGCAGUUGGGGAAGCUGCCUCCAUUACUCUUGAGCCAGACAACCAGACUUCCUCUAUUACCACUCCUGCACAGAGUGCAGCUGUGAAAAGUCCAGAAGUCAUCCUGAUCAAAGAUGAAGAUGACAUUGGAGGAUGUGGGCCAAUUGUUGUUCAGAAUAACUUUGGGGAUGAUGGCCUUCAGGAUCCUGUUACCACAGUGAGUCCGAAGAUAGACUCGGUUUUGUCCUCCUGCUUGAAGGAUAAUAACCAGGAGUUGAGAAUCGUGAGUGUUCACAGUGGAGUAGAAGGGCCUCUGCAGGAGGACAAUGACAUCCUUUUCUCUGCCUCUGAGCUUCAAGUUCUCAGCUCUCUGUCCGACCACAACACAGCCCCUGACAGUCUCCUGAAUUUCACCACUGCUGUUGACAGAGCACCAAUGGUGGUGAUGCAAGAUAACAGUGUUGAAGUAAGAAGCAGCCAACUUGAAAGAAAUCAUUCCACUCAAAUGGCCUCAACAACACUGAAUCCUGCACUGAAGUCGCCUGUAGUGGGAGCUGAUGGUCAAGUGGGACACCCCAGUCACAUCAGCCAAUUCCCCCAGCAGCAGACCGUCUUCCCUCAUGUCAACAAAUCGUUAGACUGCAGCUUCUGUAGCAAGCGCUUCCUCACCCGUGAGGAACUGAUUGUGCACCGUGCAAGUCACACCGGGGAGUCGCCUGUUACUUGCUCCUUUUGUGGCAAGUCAUUUGUCAACAAGACCACACUGAGCAUUCACAUGCGCAUUCACACCGGGGAGAAGCCGUACGCCUGUGUGCAGUGUGGAAAACGCUUCACACAGAACGGCAGCCUGAAGAUCCACCUGAGGACUCAUUCUGGAGAGAAGCCAUACACCUGUAAUCAAUGUACUGCCAGUUUCAACAACCCCAGCAACCUGCGACGGCACAUGAUCACACACAACACCUAAGAGGAUGCUCUGACCAUGAUAAUGAGUAGAUUUAAAGGUACUGUGUGUAAGAGUUACUGACAUCUAAUGGUAAAGAUGGGUAUAGGAAUGAUUUCAAAUGCCAAGCACAGUUGUGAAAGGAUGGUGGUCGUCAGUGGCCAUAUUUAAUCCAGACUUAAACAUGUUUUCAUCUGCCAGGGACAGGAGUGGCCUCAGGUGCAGUGAUGACUGAACUACAGGUAACUGCUUCUUCAAUGUGCCUUUUAAAGGUGUUAUUUACUCCAAACGGUGCUCUAGCAACCAUCGAAUAAAGCUAGUACUGCAGUUUUAAAGUUCAGAGGGUUCCCCCUUCACAUGGAGUUGUCUCUCCGUUUGGAAACCGUGUAGUAAACAUGGUGGCACAAAUAUGGCAGCUGCCAUGUAUGCAGACCCAUGGCAGGUAAAUAUAAAUGGUUGAUUCUAUGACAAUAAAAACAUACGUUAUUUUAGCAAAGUAAUUGGAUGCCUAUAGAAAAACAGUUUUCAAUGAUAUAUUACAUUUUUCUGUCACUUGAGUUUUGAUUUUGAUACACACUGCACCUUUAAUGGGUUGACAUUUUUAAAAUUUUCAUCGUUUACUUUUUGCUGACAUUUGUGCUUCAUUUGUCACUAUAUGUUUUUUUCCAUUGUCUUACUGAAAAAAGUGAACACAAACAGGCAUUAUGUCUGCUCAAUGCCAUAAUAAAACUUGCAUUCCUUCUCAUUCAUGAAAAAUCACAAUAGGAAGAUAACUUUUUUUAAAAUUCUCUUUUACUCAUGGCUUCGUGCUUUGCAAGACACUAACUCAUUCACACAAAUGUUGGUGCAUCUUUUAAGUCAUUGUAUUCUACUUUAUGUUAAAAUAACAUGCAUUAUGGAGCUGUAUUGCAGUACAGAAGUGUUGUUAAAAAGAAAGCCUGCACAUGAUGAAAGUGGGACCUUUCCAUCUGGACUACAGUGUGUGUGUAACAGGUGCUGCUGAUGUGGUCAAUUAAAUUAGGAAUAAAUGUGAAAUAUGGCUGAAUAAAUGUUGCAAGGUUAGGGAUGAGUGGUAUGGAUACAAUCCUGCAAAUGCUGUCUUAUUACUGUGAUUUCUUGUAAUUUAGUUGAUAUUCUAAAAAAUAUUACAGUAAAUUACUUAAAUUCUAUUAAUAAAUUCUGGCAAGCUUUUUAAUAAUUUCAAUUCUGGACUAAGUUGAAUUAUAUUUUUUAAGGGUAAUUUUCUUAACAAGAAGCAAAUCAUCAACCAGAGAGAAGGAUCAUUCCUUUUCAGAAAUUAUGUUAUUAUUUGCUGUUAUGAAUCCUCCUAAAGCUGUAGAGUUGGAAAAAAUCUCAUUUUUGAAAUAUGAAAAUAAAUGAUCUCACGAAGGUUUUUCCUGAAAUCCUGGAAAAUGUUGAUAGGAAAAAUAAAAGAUGUCAAUCUUAAACAUCUGUAUAUCUUCAUUGAAAAUGUUUUUUUUUUUUUUAUUUAAUAGGUAUUUUAUUGUUUUUUAUAUCUCUGUACCUGCACUCGCCACCCAUUUUAACAAGAACAUGUUUAUUUGUGUCACCUCAAAUUCUGUUUUCUACAUUUACAAAAAAUCCUAACAAUUUACACCCAAAAAGAAGGAUUAUGAAAUUUGUUCUGAGAUCAAAGCCUCUACAAUUUAGAACUCAGAAGUAUUUUAUUUAUUUAUUAACAUCCAACGAGCUUUUUACAUUUUACAUUAUUUUUUUUCAAGAAAAUCCCUGAUUUUCACAGGGAGGGCAGGUGAAUUAAGUUGACAUGGAAUAAAUAAAAUGAAAGUCAAAGUAAAACCGAUGAGGCUACUUUAAAAUGAGCAGUUCUGUUUUCAUAUCUUGUGGAAAAAGUGGGAGGCGUGCAAUAGAAAAGAUACCUUUCAAGGUCAAAUGCUCUUUCUUUUUUAACAAACUACCUCUUUUUUUUUUUUUUUUUUUUUGUAUAUCUCCUUCCAACUUUUUGUACUUCUGGGAUGGUUUCAUACUUAGCAAUGGCCAGUAGAUGGAUUUGUAGUGCGGCUUUACAGUCAUGAAUAAAUAAGGAUUCUUAAAA